Molecule: messenger RNA, 555 nt
Organism: Lactuca saligna
Lineage: Eukaryota; Viridiplantae; Streptophyta; Magnoliopsida; Asterales; Asteraceae
Source: the annotation of a GenBank genome assembly
AUGCUUGUGUGUGACAUUUCUGAGACAUCCGGUGAUAAGAGGAGAAGGAAGAAACUGUUGGAUGAAGCAAGAAAGAGUAAUCUUGAACCUAGAUCUGGAAGAGUUUUAAAUUUGGUCAAGGCCUUCGAGAAUAUUCUCACAUUACCAUAUUCAAAUGAGGAUGAACUCGAAGAUCAUAUAAACAAUAAUCCUAAGAGACGAUUCUCAUUUACUUCAUUCAAUCCAUCUGAUCUCUUACUCAUUGCAGAAAAUCUAGGGUUGUCUUCUUCACUUGAUGGCAACCAUGGGAGCACUUCAAACAGGAUUUCAGGAAGUGGUCGUCAAAGUAGAAGAAAUAGUUUUGAUUCAUCAUCUUUAAGUUUUGGAGGCAACAGAUGGAAAAGACGAACACUCAAGGCCACCUCCCAACGACCUUUCAAGCUUAGAACAGAGCAAAGAGGAAGAACAAAACAAGAAGAGUUCAUGAAGAAAGUCAAGGAGAUGAUAAUUCAACAACAAAAGCAAUGGAUUCCCAUGAGAGAGAGAGAGAUGUGGGCCUUUUAUUUUCUUUUUUAA